Molecule: messenger RNA, 1022 nt
Organism: Ostrea edulis (European flat oyster)
Lineage: Eukaryota; Metazoa; Mollusca; Bivalvia; Ostreida; Ostreidae
Exons: 5
Coding region: 1-531 (176 amino acids)
Source: RefSeq, a predicted model, not a curated record
AUGACAGAUGACAGGGCGGUAGUAAAAGUGUUUAGGAGUGUUAAACCCACCCUCAUUGAUGUGACCUCAAAGAGAUGCGAAGACACAAAAGAAUGGAGGGAAAAGUCUCAGCAGCAUCUCUCUCCUGGAAAGGAGAUAUUAAACUACCAAUCCAUCUUUUGGAUCGCUUGUUCCAGUGAGGCUGUAUACAAGCAAUGCGUAUUUGUGUUUGACCUUCAUGAACAAGGGAAGUUAAAGAACCUAAAAAUUCAGAAACACGAAUCCAUCUCUACUCUCUCCCCAAACAUGACCAGGCCCUGGAGAGCUUUAAUGACUUUACCAGAGGAGACAAUCCUGGAAAUGCUAUUAAAGGUCACCAAAUUAGACUAUCAUUUGGAUGAAAUGACAAAGGAAGCUGAAUAUCUAAAGAGGACAAGGAACAUCCAGGUUGCCGUAUGCAAACAUUCGAAAAUGCCCUGGGAGAAGACUUUGAAUCACUUCAGGACUAAUGAGGAUGAGGCCGAGGAAGAACCCAGUCAAUUUAUAGGAUGACAAAAAUUUGCAAGAAUAAUAUAAUGGAAUCAGUUCUCUGUCUUUUCCUUGUUUCGAAGAGCAGUCAAGGAGAUAUAUAUUUUUAUGUGAAAUGUAGCUUUAUGCUUAUAAUACAUCUAUGAUAUGGACGUAUGUAUAUGCUGUUAAUAUCAAUGAUAUCGACAUGGCAUUCCCCCUAAUAUACUUCCAAUAUUUACAACAACAUCUCCCGCUUUCAGUGAGGCGAAACAAUUUCAUAUUAUCAUAUAAUAUUUUAAAGAGAUGUGAAAAGAAGUGUCCCUGGAGAGAGGCUGCGACAAUUUAUGGACCGCAAAGUAAAGGACCCCGGGAAAAAAUCAAAACCCAUGGUUUUUCAGAAGGAUCCCCUUAUAUUUUUGAAGGCCGGGAGAGUAGAAAUCACUGUUGAUAUAACACUUUUUAUGAGGAAAUAGUAAGAAUAAUCAUAUGAUGAUAAUAUCGUUAACGUCUAAAGAUAAAGCAUUAUUAAAAUA